Molecule: messenger RNA, 2921 nt
Organism: Propithecus coquereli (Coquerel's sifaka)
Lineage: Eukaryota; Metazoa; Chordata; Mammalia; Primates; Indriidae
Gene: VWA7
Product: von Willebrand factor A domain containing 7
Exons: 17
Source: RefSeq, a predicted model, not a curated record
CCGCACUGCGGCCAGGGAGGUCCACCCUGGCACCGGCUGCUGCCUGUGGCCUUGGGCAGGCAAGAGCAGAGGGGCCAGGGGUUGCCUGUCCUGCCCCCACCCUGCUGGGGCCUCCCUCCCCCUCCAUUGAGUCCCAGUUAAUUAUAACUCUGACCUAAGUGCCCUGUGCCACCACGCCCGGGCCAGCCCUGCCCAGGAGACCGAGCAACCAGGUCCAUGCCUCGGCCAUGCUCUGCGCAGACGUGCCCCCACCCCUCCUGGGCCCCUCAGUGCUGCUUCUGCUGCAGCUGCUGCUGCCCCCCACAUCUGCCUUCUUCCCCAACAUCUGGAGCCUGCUGGCUGCCCCCGGCUCCAUCACCCACCAGGACCUGACUGAAGAGGCAGCGCUCAACGUCACCCUGCAGCUCUUCCUGGAGCAGCCACCCCCCGGCCGGCCCCUCCUGCGUCUUGAGGACUUCCUGGGCAGGACCCUCCUUGCCGACGACCUCUUUGCCGCCUACUUUGGACCCGGGUCUCCUUCUCGGCGCUUCCGAGCAGCCUUAGGCGAGGUGUCUCGUGCCAAUGCAGCCCAGGAUUUCCUGCCCACUUCCAGGGAUGACCCUGACCUGCACUUUGAUGCUGAGCGACUGGGCCAGGGACGCACACGCCUGGUGGGGGCUCUGCGGGAGACCCUGGUGGCAGCCAGAGCCCUUGACCACAGCCUGGCCCGCCAGCGCCUUGGGGCUGCACUUCAUGCCUUGCAGGAUUUCUACAGUCACAGCAACUGGGUGGAACUGGGCGAGCAGCAGCCACACCCGCACCUCCUCUGGCCCCGGCCGGAGCUCCGGAGCCUGGCGCAAGUGGGCGACCCUACCUGCUCCGAUUGCGAGGGCUUGAGCUGCCCGGGAAAUUGGCGGGGCUUCACGAGGCUCACCUCCGGCUACUUUGGAACUCAUCCCCCCAAACCUCCAGGGAAAUGUAGCCACGGGGGCCAUUUUGACCGGAGCAGCUCCCAGCCGCCCCGGGGAGGCAUCAACAAGGAUAGCACAUCCCCAGGCUUCUCCCCCCACCACAUGCUGCACCUCCAGGCUGCAAAACUGGCCCUUCUGGCCUCCAUCCAGGCCUUCAGCCUGCUGCGAAGCCGCCUAGGAGACAGGGGUUUCUCCAGGCUGCUGGACAUCACCCCAGCCUCCAGCCUGAGCUUCGUCCUGGACACCACAGGCAGUAUGGGCGAGGAGAUCAACGCUGCCAAAAUCCAGGCUCGCCGCAUCGUGGAGCAGCGGCGCGGCAGCCCCAUGGAGCCUGCCCACUAUGUCCUGGUGCCUUUCCAUGACCCAGGGUUCGGCCCUGUCUUUACAACCAGUGACCCUGACAGCUUCUGGCAACAACUCAAUGAGAUCCACGCCUUGGGGGGCGGCGACGAGCCUGAGAUGUGCCUGUCUGCCCUGCAGCUGGCCCUGCUGCACACACCUCCAUUCUCAGAUAUCUUUGUAUUCACGGAUGCCUCCCCCAAGGAUGCCUUUCUCACCAACCAGGUGGAAUCCCUCACUCAGGAGCGGCGCUGCAGGGUAACAUUCCUGGUGACUGAAGACCCAUCGAGGGUUCAGGCCCGAGCUCGGCGCGAGGUCUUGUCCCCCCUGCGUUUUGAGCCAUAUGAAGCAGUGGCCCUGGCCUCAGGAGGAGAGGUGAUCUUCACCAAAGACCAGCACAUUCGGGACGUGGCAGCCAUUGUUGGGGAUAGCAUGGCUGCCCUGGUGACUCUUCCACUGGACCCUCCUGUUGUGGUGUCUGGGAGGCCAUUUGUGUUCAGUGUGGAUGGGCUGCUCCAGAAGGUCACAGUCCGGAUCCACGGCGACAUCAGCAGUUUCUGGAUCAAGAACCCUGCAGGGAUCUCCCAGGGCCACGAGGAAGGUGUGGGUCCUCUGGGUCACACUCGCCAUUUUGGGCAGUUCUGGAUGGUGACCAUGAAUGACCCCCCACAGACAGGAACCUGGGAGAUCCAGGUCAUAGCUGAGGGGACCCCCCGGGUAAGAGUGCAAGCCCAGACCUCCCUGGACUUCCUCUUCCACUUUGGGAUCCCCAUGGAGGAUGGACCCCACCCUGGCCUCUACUCCCUGACUCAGCCAGUUGCAGGUCUCCAGACCCAGCUGCUGGUAGAAGUGACAGGGUUGGGAUCCAGAGGCAACUCUGGGGAUCCUUGGCCGCAUUUCUCCCACGUCAUCCUUCGAGGGGUCCUGGAGGGCGCCGAACUAGGCCGGGUGCCUUUGGAGCCCGUGGGACCCCCGGAGCGAGGACUCCUCGCGGCCUCGCUGCCGCCCACGCUGCUGUCCACCCCUGGGCCCUUCUCCCUGGAGCUGCUUGGGCAGGACGGAGCGGGGCGGCGUCUGCACAGGGCAGCCCCUCAGCCUUGCACUGUGGUCCCCGUCCUUCUGGAGCUCAGUGGCCCCCCAGGUUUCUUGGCCCCAGGUGGCAAGGUCCCGCUCAACCUCCGCAUCUCCAGCUUCUCGGGCCCUCAGGAUCUUGACCUUACGACGUCAGUGAGCCCCAGCUUCGCCCUCACCUCCAAUCUGUCCAGCGUUCGCCUGGGACAGAAUGAGUCCGCCUGGGGCCGCUUGUGGCUGGAGGUCCCGGACUCAGCCGCCCCGGAUUCCGUGGUGAUGGUGACUGUGACUGCGGUGGGUCAAGAAGCCAGCCCAGUGCCCCCGACCCAUGCUUUCCUCCGGCUCCUGGUGCUGGCCCCAGCCCUGCAGCCCCAGCACACCCUGACAUUCUCUCCCUCUUCCCCCUAGGACCAGCUUGCUGCCCCUGUCACCACGCCCACCCCAGUCUUUUGUCCUUUCACUUUGGUGACUCAGGGCAGGGCUGGUGGGGAUAUGGCUGGCAACCCCUGGUGGGGCACAGUUGGAGGGGGGCUGCUCCUGCUAGGCCUGGCAUCUUGGUGA